AUGAACAUGAGCAGAGAUCUUUCCGAACUCGUCGAUGGCGAUCUAUUUUUCCACCAGCUUAACGAGCUCCUAAUAUGGAUAUUCAACAAGCAUUUGGUUGUGUUUUCCUGUACAUGCAUCCUUGCCGGCUCGAAUGCAUCCGGUCUGUGGGCGGCGGCUAUCGAAAGAUUUCCACAUCCAUAUAUAGUGAUCAGUUUGGUGGCAGACGAGCCUGAAGUGUUGCUGCAAGCGAUCGAAAAUGGAUGUCAGUCCUUCGUUCUAGCGCAAUCGACAGCCAUCACGUUUUUGGACCAAUUUCACUAUGUGCACGAUCGCGCCACGGCACGGUAUCCCCACAAACGGAUCAUCAUCAUCGAUGAUGACAGCAUGGUUACCGCACCGGAAGCGGAAAACUCACGUUCCAUUCUAAACCACAGUGCUACCGGGGAUGUGAUCGAUCUGCUGCUGGUUCGUCCCAGUCUCGACCUCGAUCGUGUGGAUCUGCUGACGAGCGGAUUCGAAACGGACCAGUGGACACUGCUCACCAGCUACAGCAUGCAUCAGUUGGAGUGGGAUGCCACUGAUCUUUUUCCAGACAAGCGCACCGACUUGCAGGGACGCUACUUGCGUUUGGCCAUCUUCAACUACGAACCGUACACCCUCUGGCAGCCGGUGGAAGAUGUGCCAGAGGACGCAAAUGCGUUUUACGAACAGCACCGGGUACUGUACAUUGACGGAACUGAAUCGCGGCUUUUCGUUGAAUUCUGUGCCAAACUAAACUGCAGGCUAGACAUCUCGUUGGACGAAGCCGGAGAGUGGGGACAGAUCUUUGAUAAUCGCACCGGUGAUGGCAUCAUCGGGGCCGUGGUCGAGCGAAGGGCGGAUAUCGGUGUCGGAGCGCUGUACUCCUGGUUUCACGAGUUCCAGUUCCUAUCCCUUUCGAAGCCCAUCUCCCGGACGGGUGUAACUUGCAUCGUUCCGAAGCCCCAACCGCUGUCCUCCUGGAUGACGCCUAUUCUGCCAUUUUCCUUGUGGAUGUGGUUGGCCGUAAUCGGAACGGUCCUGGUGUCGACCGUGUGCGAGGUCUUACUGAGCAUUCUAUCGCAAAGACUCCUCACGAAAAAGCCCGGCCAGGUGGACGUGUGCGAAUCCGUGAUGGGCGUUAUGUCCAUUUUCAUCCUGCAAGCCGUGUUGCUGCGCACGAACAAGAACCCUUUCACGUCGCAGAUGAUCCUGAUCGGUUCGUUGCUUAUCGUUGGGCUGAUGAUUGGCAACGCGUACAGUGGCGGUUUGUCCAGUGUGAUGACGGUACCUCGAUUCGAGAAACCGAUCGAUACCGUACAGGACCUCGCCGAUCGCAAUCUCCCGUGGGGUUCGACUCACGACGCCUGGAUCUUCUCCAUUCAACUCGCAACGCAGCCUACGAUUGUGAAGUUGCUGCAGAACUUCGUCACCUACCCAAAGGACGUGCUGCACGAGCACGCAAGGAAGCGCAAUCUCGCGUACAGCAUCGAACGGUUACCGUACGGGCACUACGCGAUCGGUGAGUACAUUACGGACGAGGUUUCGGGCAACUUUGAGACCAUGCUCGAGGACAUCUACUGGGAGAACUGUGUGGCAAUGGCCACCAAAACCUGGCCGCUGAUGAACGAGUUGGACGACCUGACGUUGGUCAUUUUCCAGAGCGGAAUCCAGCGCUACUGGGAGUUGCAGGUGGUGUCGAAGUUUUCCGAUAACAAGGUCCAGCACGCCAUCUCGACGUCGCGCCAUUUCGACAAUCCGGGUCCGAUCGCGCUGCAACCAUCCCACCUGCUCGGAGCCUUCUUUCUGCUGGCGUUUGGGCACGGACUCGCGGUGAUGUGCUUCCUGUUCGAGGUACUGUGGCGCAGAUUAACCACUGCCAAAGGCGACCGAAAGCGUACGUAG
Anopheles nili is the source of this 1905-nucleotide messenger RNA. RefSeq lists its product as uncharacterized. The record is from RefSeq and is a predicted model, not a curated record. NCBI's taxonomy places the organism in Eukaryota, Metazoa, Arthropoda, Insecta, Diptera, Culicidae. The coding region runs from base 1 to 1905 and encodes 634 amino acids. Gene Ontology annotation, molecular function: ligand-gated monoatomic ion channel activity. The transcript is spliced from 6 exons. Gene Ontology annotation, cellular component: membrane.